This is a messenger RNA of Symsagittifera roscoffensis, 1819 nucleotides long. Its product is annotated as zona pellucida sperm-binding protein 4-like. NCBI's taxonomy places the organism in Eukaryota, Metazoa, Xenacoelomorpha, Acoela, Convolutidae. The transcript has 9 exons. The record is from RefSeq and is a predicted model, not a curated record. Bases 170 to 1435 code for a protein of 421 amino acids.
AAUAGUGAUUAAAUUAACAAUCACAAUUUACCGAGAGUUAUUUCUAGAUUAGACUGACUACUGCAACGUAAAAUUGACCAUGUAAAAUACGGUUUAAAAAAUCUCUGCGUUUUGAUACACCAAAAACUACACUGUUUUGUUGUCAGUUUUGUUUUUGUAUGCACUCAAAAUGUUUCAUUCUCGUGGAUUUAUUCUGUGGGCGUUGUUGUUUACUACGUGCAUUAAUCUGUCCUGCAAGGGGGUUAGUGCACUAAACGAGACUGAAAUUAAUGCACGGAUUAGCUUAGAUUGCACUGACGCUGGGACGGAGGUGACAAUGGACAGAGAUUUGGUUUUGGAUGGUGUGGGUCCAUCCGAGUCAGUUAUUCUGUACAUUGGAGACACUCACACAUGCAACUUCACUGCAAACUCAAGCGGAGACGGAUUAGACACCGAAAAUAUCUACCGGUCCCCAGACGGGUCUCAGUACAUCUUCAGCUUCAGACAUCCGGAGUGUUUGGUCAACCGAGAGUAUGUAGCUGACACCCUCACUUAUACUGGUGUAGUCGGCAGGAGAUCCCUAUUUGUCGAGGGAGAGAGUCCACCCGUGACUCGCAUUUACAACGUUGACGUCAAUGUGGAGUGUCUCUACGAGCUGAAGAGUAACGUCUCUCUAGCAGAGGGAUUUGUUGUACAAGGAUUAAGUGAGGAAAUAGAGGAGGAGGGGGUGCUGACAUUGCGCAUGAUGCUGUUCCGCGACAGGAGGUUCGGCAGUCCCUUCCCCACUGACAACAACACACAAAUGAUUGUCGUCAACCUCGGUCGGAUGAUCUACGUCGAGAUCACAGAAGCACAUGUUAACAAUGACGACUACGAACUGAUGGCUGAGAACUGUAGUUUAUCGGACAUUGAGGAUAUAUCGAACCCGAGUGCCCUGGUUCAGCCGAUUUUGAAGGACUUUUGUCCCACUGAUGUUGACAUGUACAAUCACAUCGACCCUCCUUUUAAGAAUGUCGUUCGGUUUUCAGUUCCUGCUGUCGCCUUCAUGGAAAACGCAGCUUCAACAUUCAUCACUUGCACUGUCAUAGUGUGUGAGCCAGAUGACGCAAACAGCAAAUGCGCUAAAAUCAUCCAGCAAAGCUGUGGCGCCAACGGCACGACCAGUCGAGCUAGAAGAUCGUCAGGCGAGGAGACCCGUGAACAAACAGGUGACGAAAGUAGAAACACCGGCAACGAAUUCGUGUCCCGAGAGAGGGCGCAAAGUGGGAGGAUCCAAGUCAGACAUCUCAGCUCGGAAAAAAGCGAGACGACCGUGUUGGCGCCAUUUGGGGAAGACGCAACUGCACAAGUGACUACAGGGGCUAGUGGAGGUGGCCUUCUGGGAAUCAUGGUCCUGGCAAUGGACUACAUCAGGGACAGGUGCCAGGAAGGGUACAAUGUAGCCGCCGAUGUUUAAUCAGUGAUACUCUCGGAGAUCAGAAAACAAAACAAAAAGAAUUCGAAGAAGACAAAAGUCAAUUUAAGAAGAAAAGAAGAAACGGAGAAGAAAUGUAUGGAAGUUAAUAAAGUUUUCAUUAUUUUUUCACAAAUUAGUGCUGUAAUAUAUUACAAACAGGGCAAAAAGAUGAAAGUUAAGCAGUAUCUUAAAUAGCCCAUCAAAAACGCUGCUUUUUGGGUACAAAUUUUGAAGAUUUGUUUGCGUCAGCAUUGCUAAAAUUGAUUGAAAUUGCAGCUCAUUUUCCAUAUCUUUUUUUGUAAAGCUGAUAAUUUCUGUAAAAUAUUUUAAAAUGAAAUUUUUAUUAAUCAGAAUUGUCUCAAAGAAAAUAUAAAUUAGUUUUUG